GUGAGAUAAGCGAAUGGUACUCCCCAACAGUGUCGAUAAGCUAUCUUACGACCUUACAUGUGAUGUCUUGCUGAAUCUAAAAUCAGUCGAAUCGUCUUGCUGUCGACAGUGACGGACAGUUUCACAAAGGGGCCUUCGUUUCGCCGCUUACCUCACCACAGCGACCCACAAUGCGUCUCGCCAGCGGUCACGUCGCCGUCCAGCUCCACGACGAAGAGCUGACGAAGAUCCAGAAGGACUUCAAGGGUUUUGGCAAAGGCUUGGUUCGCCUGACGCCCGGGGAAUGGCUGUUGCCGGCGCCUUACACCAAGUUCGCAGACAAGAUCUAUAAUACGGAGUUUCGCGCGAGUGAUGUCGUCAUAAUGACGUACCCGAAGUGCGGAACGACGUGGACGCAGGAGGUCGUGUGGACCAUGAGGAACAACCCGAACCUCGACCACCCGAAGGCCGGCAUUCCUGUCAAAGCUCGUUCGCCCUUUGUCGACUCGGACAUGCUAAUGCACAUGAGCAAAGACGUGCUAAAUAGUGAACUCCUGGAGAUGGUCAAGGACAUUGUACCACACCCUAAUCCUGACGAAGGCUUGGCGCUGCAGUUGACCGCCAACAUCCCUGACCCUCGAACUAUCAAGACGCACCUGCCUUUCUCCCUCAUGACCCCUGACCUCCUCGAUACGGCCAAGGUGAUUUACGUGGCAAGGAACCCCAAGGACGUGGUCUUGUCCUUCCUUCACCACAGCCGGCUCAUGAAGAGUAUGAGCUACGUCGGCUCCUUGGAUCAAUAUGUGGAUUAUUUUGUUAAUGACCAGCUGAUCUACGGGCCGUACUGGGAGCACCUUCGCGAGGCCUGGCCCAGGAGGGAUCACCCCAACAUGCACUUCGUCUUUUACGAAGACAUGAAGGCGGACCCCAUGGCGGAGCUGAGGAAGCUGAACCAAUUCCUCGGAACUGAUCUGACGGAAGAACAGCUGGAGAAGAUCGCCCACUAUACCAGUUUUAAGGAAAUGAAAAAGAGAGAUGAAGAUUUUUACAAGGAGAAAGAAAUGAGACGUUUGGAUCAGGAAGUGAGUAAGAAGGACGGAGGUUUCUUCAGAAAAGGUGAGGCCGGAAGCUGGAAGAGCCAGCUGACAGACACGCAAGAAGCCAAAAUUAAUGACUGGACGAAGGGGAAUUCGCAGAAGCUCGGUAUCAAGUUUAGGUAUUCAGUGUAAUUUUCCAAAAGAUAUUGGUAAUAUUCAUGGGAGUCUGAACGGUCGUGUUGAUGUAUUCCAGAACACAAAACAUUGUAUUUAUGUUUUGGAUGGAUGUGCAAGCAUGUCAUCCUAAGUAUAUUUCCGUAGACAAAAGCUGCAUACACACACGCACACGCACGUAGUCACACACACACACGCACACACACACACACACACAUACACACACACACACACACACAUGCGCACGCGCAGCCACACGCAUACACCAUCAAACACAUUUUUUUUUUGUCCAUUAAAGCUAGAAUGUCCAAGCUAUUUUCAUAUUCCAUUUAUUCAAUCCUCGAGAUAGACUGAAUGUUAUAUCAUAUCAUCUGUAACACUAAGCCAUUCUAAGAAGCACAAUAAAACAUUUCUUCAUACUGAUGUCAACCGAAAUAAGGAAUUAGGAAUGAUAAAAAAAUGUUAACUGUAAGAUAGUAGUUAGAUUUUGAAUUGAUUAUAAUGCUUAGAUAGAUACGCAUAUAUAUAUAUAUAUAUAUAUAUAUAUAUA
This is a messenger RNA of Penaeus indicus, 1740 nucleotides long. RefSeq names its product sulfotransferase 1C4-like. Gene Ontology annotation, molecular function: sulfotransferase activity. The record is from RefSeq and is a predicted model, not a curated record. The transcript is spliced from 8 exons. The coding region runs from base 171 to 1208 and encodes 345 amino acids. Lineage: Eukaryota; Metazoa; Arthropoda; Malacostraca; Decapoda; Penaeidae. Gene Ontology annotation, cellular component: cytoplasm. Gene Ontology annotation, biological process: sulfation.